ACGUAACCGCGCAGCCAUUUCUGUGUGCGCCGUAGUGCACGUACAGCGUAUCGACGGGCGCGAGCUGUCAAACGAAAACAAUCUACUAUUUGUGAAGAUUUGUGACGCUUUAUCAACUGAGAAAGCUUAUUUACUAUGUUAGAACAGAGGCCUAUCUCUUAAUGGUUUAUUAUUAAUAAGGCAAUUUAAUUGAAACAAAUAAGGUACAAUUCUGCAUCUUGUCCAUCACUGCACUCCUGAACUACCAUGGAGGGUUGCCAUUUUUCCUGUUCGUUUUAUAACUGUAAACGGACCUACAAUCAUCCAGAUGCUCUGAACACCCACCUGAAGGAUCAUCAUAAGAUCCCCGCACAAUCCCUGCCUGGUAAGUCCUUCCUGUGCUCGACGAUAGGAUGUGAUGGAUCAUUCUCCAGCAUGCAGCAGCUGAUGGAUCACAUGAGGCAUCACCACAAGCCAAAUUAUUUCUUCCUAUGCGAGAGCUGCAGGGCCAAGCUCCGCUCCUACCGCACCCUCCUCAAACACCUCCAGACGUGCGCCAAGGUCGCCAAAAGCAAAGCGGCGAGAGUGGAGGGAGGUCCGGCACCCGAUUCAGCUUUUCCCGGCGCUGAUUUUGAUCCUGCUGGUUCUUCAACUGGAGAUGAUUCUCAGCAGAUGGAUUCUGACCCCUCGCUUCCUCCUCAAGCUCUGUUCCACACGGCUUCAUCGGACCAAGCGUCCUCGACUCCUCUGGUGGAAUCUGCUGCUGCAUUUGAGGCUGUAAGACCCCAGAAUCAGCCGGAUGCUCCCUACAGCCCGUUUCCACCCAGCCUGUCUCCUGCACCCGAUCCCGAGCCACAGCGCUCGCCCAGACCCGGUCCGGUCGGCAUAGUGACCUCCUUGCCACAAACUACGCCCGGGUCUAACGCUGUCUGGAGGAAGAACCAAGCAGACUUGCCUGCGCCCAUUUUGCACAGAUGGAACUCUCCUCAGGCUUUGAGUAGAGAGGAAGUCCAGUCCUUUAACAGCAGGAUCCUAUGGGAGCACACCAGGGGGCGCUACAGCUGCCUUCAGUGUGGUUAUUCCACCCCCGAGCGCAAAGAGAUGACGGCACACAUCGAGGGCCAGCAUAGGAGCCCGGGGGCCAAAACUAACGACGCGGACGCAGCAGUCGGGUCACCUUCAUCCCUGGUUAAAACCUCAACAAACUCUGAGAACAUGAAUUACACCCAGCUUUAGAUUCACAGCAGAUGAUAAACUUCGGAAUUGGGUGGUCGUUGUAGCUCGCAUGAGGUGAACGGAUUGGAAAAUUACAUGAUGCAUGACCUACGUUUAUAUUUUCAAUUCAGCUCAUAAUGACUUUAUAGCGAAAUCCCUUCAACAGCUUGAUGUUCCACUUAUUUUCAUUUUUCUUUUAGAUUGUAAUUAUGCUGAAGUGGGAUUUUUAUUUUUUAUUUUUUUUUGUUACUAACCUCUGUGAGUGCAUACCACAGCAGUUUGUAUUUGCUUCAGUGGUGACUUCUAACCGAUUUGCUCUUGAUUGUACAUGGAUGUAAGUGCAUCAUUGUUGUUCUUGCGAUGUUUUGAUAUCAACGUAAACAUUUUUUAAAUGGA
Molecule: messenger RNA, 1590 nt
Organism: Ictalurus punctatus (channel catfish)
Lineage: Eukaryota; Metazoa; Chordata; Actinopteri; Siluriformes; Ictaluridae
Gene: znf414
Product: zinc finger protein 414
Exons: 9
Coding region: 247-1215 (322 amino acids)
Source: RefSeq, a predicted model, not a curated record